Molecule: messenger RNA, 1452 nt
Organism: Paramecium tetraurelia
Lineage: Eukaryota; Ciliophora; Oligohymenophorea; Peniculida; Parameciidae
Exons: 5
Biological process (GO): small GTPase-mediated signal transduction
Cellular component (GO): cytoplasm
Molecular function (GO): GTPase activator activity
Source: RefSeq, a predicted model, not a curated record
AUGGAUUAAUCAAUUAAUGAUGCUGAGGCUUUCCUUAAACAAAAAAUCAAAGUCAAUCCAUUGAAAGACCAGAUGUAACAGAAUCAAAAGAAUUAUGAAAUUCAACUUCAAGUAGCUCAAUAUUUCAAGAAAUCUGAAAGUUACACAAAAAAACCAGCAAUACAAUUAGUAAGCAAUGAGAAUGAUGAAUUAUAAGUCUAUUUCAUUUAUGGAGAACACAUUCCUGAUCAAAGUAAAAAAUAAGAUUAUGAUUCUUUUAAAAUUGAUGUCAUUGAAACCAUGCAUCCAAAAAUUGAUAGAUUUUUUAUCAUAGUCUUUUUCAAUACUAAUAUGAUGACUGCCUCAACUCUCAAUGAUUUCAAAGACUUUUAUGGAACUCUACCUGAAAAAUACUUUUUUCAUAUGAAGAAAUUUAUUGUCCUUCAUGCAAAUUUUAUUGUUAAAGGAGGAGGUAUUUUUGGAAUGAAUGAAAUCAAAUCCUUUUUUAAGAAAAUCACUACCUUUGAAGAUACACUCCUCAUAUUAUCCAAAGAAGAAUGGUUUAAAUAUAAGAUGUUAGCUGCAUUACCAGAAAGUGUUAAAGCUUACGAUUAAUCUUAUAAAGAUAUCGAGAAUAAAAGAAAAAGGACUGUUUUCAGGAAAUAGCAAACCUAAUAGGCGGUUGGAGAUGAUGAUAUAGAUUCAGAUGAUAAUUUUGAUAAAGAUUCUAAGAUUUUGGGAUUGAAUUUACACGAAUACGAAAGAAACAAAUAUGGCAUUCCAGUCAUUCUAGAUAUGCUUGUUUAAUACUUUGAAAAAUAACCAGAAAAACUCAAAACAGAAGGAAUAUUUAGAAAGUAAGCCGUUGUUUAUGAAGAGAAAGUAGUCGAGGCAGCAUUGGCAUGUUAAAAAGUAGGAUUUGUGAAUAAAGUUGAAAAUGCUCAUACUAUUGCAUGUGUUUUUAAAUAAUUUUUCUUAAGAUUGAGAGAACCAAUUAUGACAUUUCAACUCUAUGAAUGGGUUGUUUAAAAUAAACCAUAAAUUGAGUAAAAUAUGGAAGUAAGUGUGCAGAUGCUAUUCGAUUAUAUGCCAGAACUGAAUCGAGAAAUAUUACUUUUCUCUCUAGGGUUCCUAUAUUCAGUCAUUAAAGAAUAAAAUGAUAAUUUAAUGACUGCUUAUAAUAUGGCUGUAGUUUUUGGCCCUAAUUUCUUUAGAUCUGAAGUCGUUAAAAUGGCUGAUUUAGGUUAUGUUACUCUUUUUGUUCAAAUAGUCCAAAUUAUGUUGGAGUAGAAAAAGGACUAUGAUUAUAAAAAGAUGUUAGAAGUAAGAAGUGAUAAUCUAAAUUUUGAUGCAUCAUUAGUUCCCUUUUUGCCAGAUGAUUUAGCCAAUUUAGAUGAUAUAUUAGACAUGGUCUCUGACAAAAAUGUCGUAAAUGAAGCCGAGAGAAAAGAAUUAAAGGCAAGAUAUAAAUGA